Molecule: messenger RNA, 612 nt
Organism: Thlaspi arvense
Lineage: Eukaryota; Viridiplantae; Streptophyta; Magnoliopsida; Brassicales; Brassicaceae
Source: the annotation of a GenBank genome assembly
AUGUUUACGAGGCGGCUCACUUCUCUCUUUAAUCGAUCUUCAACCUCAAGUAUAAUUUCUGCUAUCCAUGAGUUUAAUGGGCUGAAGAAAUGUUUUUGGAACAGCUCAGACAAAGCUUCGAAAGAUGGGACAUUGGGCUCUUUUGGUCAUAAGGCAGUGUCUUUUGUCUUGAUUACAGUCACCGGUGGUGUUGCUUUGAGUGCGCUCGAUGACCUCUCUAUCUAUCGCGGAUGUAGCAGCAAGGCGAUGGAGAAGGUGAUGAAUAGUAAGGCUAUGAUUGAAGCCAUCGGAGAGCCAAUCGAAAAAGGGCCAUGGUACAAUGCAUCACUAGCUGUUUCUCAGCAAAGGCACUCAGUGUCUUGUUCGUUUCCUGUUAUUGGACCACAAGGCACCGGGGUCUUGCAUCUCAAAGCCGUUCGCAAUGGAGAAGAUAGCUUGUUCGGGUUUUUACAGCAAAGGGACUGGGAUAUUCUGAUAAUGGACGCACUUGUCCACGUCCCUUCAAACGAUGGACCUCAACAAACCUUGAGAAUAAACGUCUCUGACUUCGAUGCUCCCUCGGCUGUUACCGACAACAAACCUGCCGAACCACAAGAGCCAGAGAAGAGCUAA